CAGCUGGUGGCCGGAGCCAUGGCAGGGGCAGUGUCCCGGACAGGAACUGCUCCUCUGGAUCGCCUCAAAGUCUUCCUGCAGGUACAUGGCUCUACGUCUCGAGGGAUUAAUCUGUGGUCUGGACUGAGGGGAAUGGUCAAAGAGGGAGGCGUCGUGUCACUCUGGAGGGGAAAUGGUAUCAAUGUCCUCAAGAUUGCCCCUGAAUCUGCCAUUAAGUUUAUGGCCUAUGAGCAGGUCAGCACAUUCAUAUCAUCAUUAAAAGAGGGGGGCAGUUUGAGGGUACAGGAGAGGUUCAUUGCUGGGUCUCUGGCAGGAGCUACUGCCCAGACAAUCAUCUACCCAUUGGAGGUGCUGAAGACUCGUCUUACAUUAAGGAAGACGGGACAAUACUCAGGUUUGGCUGAUUGUGCCCGACAGAUCCUUAAGAAAGAGGGGGUCCGAGCUUUCUACAGGGGCUACCUGCCAAACACUCUGGGCAUCAUCCCCUAUGCUGGCAUUGACUUGGCUGUAUAUGAGGUAUGUGUCUGUACCUGUAAUGUGUGUGUAAGGGAACAGGCAGAUCCAGGAGUUUUGGUCCUGCUGGGCUGUGGCACCACCUCCAGCACUUGUGGUCAGCUGGCAUCCUAUCCUCUCGCUCUCAUCCGCACACGCAUGCAGGCGCAAGCCACUGCUGAGGGUAAACCCAAGCUGACGAUGGCGGGCCAGUUCAAGUACAUCAUAUCUCAUGAAGGUGUACAGGGCCUGUAUCGCGGCAUCACCCCCAACUUCCUCAAAGUCAUUCCUGCAGUCAGCAUCUCCUACGUUGUGUAUGAGCACAUGAAGAAAGCCCUCGGGGUCGUUAACUAGACUGAGACAAAAAUAAGCGACAAACAAGAAAAAAAGGACAGAAAUGGGAAAGACUCGUUACACAAGUGAGAAGCAGAGCAGAGGUGAUGGUGCAGCUUCUCAGACUGAAGAUGAACUGGAGGAAGUGGCUGGAAGUCUAGGAAUAGGAGAGGAGAAAGGAGGCAUUUUUCAGAUUGGGAUGGUUCUGCCAGAGUUUACACUGCACUUGCUGUUAACCCAUUCAGGGUCCAGCUAGGGUAACUUGCUGGUCAUCUGCCUGUAGAUCAAAUUUAUUUGGGAAUAUGACUGAAAUGAAUGUUUGUCCUCUCUUACACUAUUUUACCACAUGCAUACAUAUAAUGCAUUAACUUCGAGUAUAUUUUAAAUUUCACCCUUGUCCAGUGCACACAGCUUAACAAUAGAGGAAUUUUAACAGACUGCAGUCUAAUAAAACGCUGGAUGUGAGGGUUAUUUGUUAUUUCAGAUUAUUUUUUGCUGCCUCCGUUCAUAUCCAGCUGAGGUUGUUGGGCACAGGGAGAAGAGAUGCCGCUGCCAUGGCAACAACUAGUUGAGCUGAUGAUGGCUGAAGCUUUUUGUUAAAAUAAUUUAAUAAUAUUAACAACUUUAGCACCACAAUGUGGUUCAGUGAACAUUGUUUUUCAUCCAGGUUGGGAUAAUGAAGAAGGCUCCUAUAACCCAAACAUUGAGCAGUGAAUGACUAAGUCUCUUAUUUUCUUAGCCUUACAGUCUUUCUUAGUCUUGCGAAAAAUGCACUGUGGUAAGAUACUACGCUUCCUGAACAAGGCCUUAGGUACUUUGCACAUUACAAUCUCCUGCAUAUCUGAGAUGUUCACUGUAGUU
Messenger RNA from Pleuronectes platessa (European plaice), 1686 nucleotides. RefSeq names its product calcium-binding mitochondrial carrier protein SCaMC-3. Lineage: Eukaryota; Metazoa; Chordata; Actinopteri; Pleuronectiformes; Pleuronectidae. The record is from RefSeq and is a predicted model, not a curated record. The transcript is spliced from 6 exons. Gene Ontology annotation, biological process: transmembrane transport. Gene Ontology annotation, molecular function: ATP transmembrane transporter activity. Bases 19 to 846 code for a protein of 275 amino acids.